Acanthoscelides obtectus is the source of this 1375-nucleotide messenger RNA. NCBI's taxonomy places the organism in Eukaryota, Metazoa, Arthropoda, Insecta, Coleoptera, Chrysomelidae. The record is from the annotation of a GenBank genome assembly.
GUCUUGUAUGUCAUAUACAUGUUACCACUCAGCUACAUCAAAAAUAUACCAAGUGAUUUUGUAAUGUCAUCGAUGAGUGUACCAGGAACCUUUUGGAGGAUGUCCUCCAUUACAGAAGCAGCUAGGCCACCAUGGCGCUGCUAAUGCGACGUCUAUUCGUAGACGCUCAGGCAAAGCUGCGCAGAAUGGUAGAAGAACAUUCUCUCGAUCUAGCCUCUCGGAUCGACUCCGAUUACCCCAGCACCUCCCCUGGCGGCCCUUUUGGUCCUUUCUCCACCGGCGGAACCGGCUCAACGGCCAGUCCGGAAAGCGACGUGAAGUUAGCGGACGGCAACUUCACUCCGGCGGUACUACCGGAACCACCCGCACAACCUCCACAGCCUCCUAUAAUUUUCUCUGAUUCUUCAAUUACUGUCGGAGGCGGCAAGGAAGCGGCAGUAGGCGCCGUUCAAGACACCAAACUCAACGAUUGUGAUGUAGAUUUUAAUGUAUUACUUAGAGAUAACUCUAGUCGUGUGACCAGCAACUACAAGCCGAAUCGGCACGACUCUAUAGAGUCGAAGAAAAGCAAAUCUUUGUCAGUGGAUCUGAACGAAACUGACAGUGGAUCAAAGAAAGACGUGAAGAAAACUAAGUCGGAUCCAUCCGCGCAAAGGUUGGGUUCUGACGAUACCAAAGAGGAGGGCAAGGAGAGUAACGGAAUGACGGUACAGGACGAAGCGAGUCCUUUAAAGGACAGUCGUUCGUCCCUGGAGACCAGAUCCGAUUCGCCGAAGCCUGGUUGUAGCAGCCAACCAGAUCUAGAUUCGUCUUCCCCCCGAUCCCCCCGCAGUUCAGACGGUGCAACUCGAUGCGCCGAUGACCUAUCAGCCCUUCUCCCUUCCCCGCUGGGCAGCAAAGGCGGUGUAUCAGGGGCAGCCGGAGGGGCAGUGCGACGUCUUCGGGCCGAGAAUGAAAGAUUGCAGGCGGAAGUGACCAGGUUGAGAAGGCUGGUGGUCAGUGGAGCUAGCAAUGUUUUGGCUGACAGGAAACCUCCUGUGGAAGGGGAGACCGCUCCUGCAGGAGAUACAGAUGCAUACAGGUUGGAGAGGGAACUGCAGUUAGCCAAGGAGGCUUUGAUCACGCUGAAAGCAGACAAAAGACGGUUAAAGGCGGAAAAGUUCGACCUACUGAACCAGAUGAAGCAGCUGUAUUUGACGCUGGAAGAUAAAGAAAAGGAAUUGAGGGAAUUCAUAAGGAACUAUGGUCAGAAUGAAUAUCUCGAAAAGGCAUGAAACGACGCGACGGGUUGAUGCAUAGUCUCGAACUCGGAACAUUCAUAAAGGCGAGCGAAUAAUCAAAGCAGUUGGAAAAUUGGAGGAAGGUCAAAGGUCAC